This is a messenger RNA of Folsomia candida, 8679 nucleotides long. RefSeq names its product inositol 1,4,5-trisphosphate receptor (gene Itpr). Gene Ontology annotation, molecular function: inositol 1,4,5 trisphosphate binding; inositol 1,4,5-trisphosphate-gated calcium channel activity. Gene Ontology annotation, biological process: calcium ion transmembrane transport. Gene Ontology annotation, cellular component: endoplasmic reticulum; membrane. The record is from RefSeq and is a predicted model, not a curated record. The transcript has 49 exons. Lineage: Eukaryota; Metazoa; Arthropoda; Collembola; Entomobryomorpha; Isotomidae. The coding region runs from base 499 to 8334 and encodes 2611 amino acids.
UUUUACGGCCUUGCUGGUCUGCUAUGCUGAUCCUGCUGCCUUUCUGUCUAUUCAUUCCAUAUAUGUUAUCCUUACCUACUUUUUUACAACGAGAUCUUGUGCUGCUGGUAACAUUUUAACUAUAAUCAUAAUAAAACCAACGCACUUGUGUUCUCGUCUCAGCUGUCUUUAACUUUAUUUAACUUUCUGCUUCAUGUACAGAUAAUAGUUUAGUUUUAGCUGAUAGUUUACCCCUACAAAGAGUAAUUGCAUCCAACGAGAAGUAAAUAAUUGCAUUUAACUAGGAGAGACCACAAGUCGGCAAAAAUACAACGAAAUAUAACGAACGCGAAAGUAUACAAUUAUCUAGUUUUCGAGCUUAUAUUAUUACGAAAUGUGUUAUUACGUUGGUUGUGACGAAAUAUAGACGAAAAUGGAGACGAGAAUGCGGAACCCGGCUAAUUAAUUGCAAGGAGUAAUAUUUAGGAGGGAGAUAUCCGAAAUCCGGGUAUCGGAGUCAUGGAGGGUGCCAACAACCCGAAAAUUCUCCACUUUGGAGAUGUUGUCAGCAUCUUUGGAGAGGGGAGUGUCACCGGGUUCCUCAGCACGUUGGGCUACUCGUUAGGGUCUGUGGAUGACCGGUGUGUGAUUUGUCCGUCUCAUGGAACUCUACAAAAUCCACCAAAGAAAUUUAGAGAUUGUUUAUUUAAAAUGUGUCCUGCAAUGCGAUACUCUGCUCAACAACAGUACCUGCACGCAUCACGGUCCAAUAUAACAAAUCGGACGCCGGAAGAAGCAAUUUUAAUGAAAAGUUUGCACCAUGCUGCCGAACUCGAGAAAGAUCAAAAUGCAAAAGACACUUGUAAAAAGGUUGGGAUCACGCUAAAGUACGGGACCAGUGUUCAGCUUCUGCACAUGAAAUCCAAUAAAUAUUUAACCGUGAAUAAGCGAAUUCCUGCAAAAUCGGACAAGUUAGCGAUGCGCGUGUACCUUGACCGGAGUGGGAAUGAGUACUCGUGGUUCCAAAUUAUACCCUCGUUCAAGCACAGAUCGCUGGGCGACCCCGUCGUGGCCGGGGAUGAAGUCAUACUCACCGCAGUGGGAAGCACACAGCAGUGUCUCCACGCAUCGGACGUGUGUCUCCCAGAUAAUCCAGGGUCUCAUGAGGUCAACUUUUCCUCAAAUAAAAAAGCAUGGAGUUUAGUCCUCUUUCUCAACUAUGCAGAAAACAUUCCUGGUAUUUUGAAAGGUGGCGAUGUCGUGCGACUGUUUCACGUCGAUGAGGAAAAAUUUCUUACGCUCGACGCCUACGAAAACCAUCAGCACGUCUUUCUCCGCACCACCCAGCGAGCCGCUGCGACCUCAGCGACGUCAAGUAAAGCUCUGUGGGAAGUGGAGGUGAUGCAAGACGAUCCCUGCAUGUCUGGAGCGGGAUACUGGAGCUCAAUAUAUCGCCUGAAGCAUAUGGCGACAGGACUUUACAUGGCGUGUGAUGGGAGCGUGUAUAAUUUUACAUCGACAUGCAGCGAGUCACCGAGGACGCAGAGUUUCGAUGAAUGGGAGGAACCCACGAUAUUUCCAAUUUCUGGUCAAGACAGGAAUCAAACAUUGUUUGAAUUUUGUCCCACCGCAGCCGAGACUGAGGAAGCCGUUGUACCUGAAUCGUCAUAUAUUCGUCUUCGUCACAACUCGUCGCGUAGAUGGGUACGAGCAACCAAAAUUCCGAUUGAUGUCAAUAAGAAGAACCCAGCGAUGAUGAAGCUCAUUUGUACUCCGAAUAAGAAGGAUGAGGAAGCCUUCCUAGUCGUGUCCGUGUCACCCGUGGAAGUCCGUGAUUUGGAUUUUGUCAACGAUGUGCUCGAAGUUUUGAAAGACUUUUGCCAGAAACUUCACCAUCAAGGGGUCACUGCAAACGAUAGGAGGAAUGUUUGCUAUGUGUUGAAAGAAGUCAUAUUUUUCGUCGCGGAAUCCGACUCCAGUCAUCAUAAUGUUGAUCCGUUAGAUUUUGUGGUUGCUGAACCAUCCCGUGAUCGUCAGAAACUUUUAAGAGAACAGUUUUUAUUGGAUAAUGUGUUCGAGAUUUUGAAGGCACCGAUGGAAAAAAAGCAGGGCACUUUACUCCCCUACUUUGAAGAUGAGGACGGAACUAUGCAAUCUAAAUGGAAGUAUACUUUUAGACUGUGUUACAGAGUGCUACAUUUGAGCCAGCAAAGUUAUAGAAAAAAUCAGGAAAGUAUCGCUAAAGAAUUUGGUUUUAUGCAAACCCAAAUCGGUCUCGACAUCCACGCUGAAGAGACGAUUACCGCCCUCGUCCACAACAAUCGAAUGUUGCUGGAGAAGCACAUUAGCAAAAACGAGGUCAACACUUUUGUCGGGUUGUUGAAGAAGAGUGGGCACAAGUGGGACUACAGAUUUCUCGACCAUCUCUCAGAUCUCUGCGUGUCGAACAAGUUGGGGAUUCCGAGCACGCAAGAGAUCAUAUGCGAAGUGUUGCUGAGUCCGGAUAAUUUUUCAGUCUUGUUGGAAGCAAGAAUGAUGCAAGCCGACCGAUGGCCUUUAGCCCUGUCGGGAGGAUUGCAUACGACAGGGGAGGAUGUUUACCUGUUCAAGGAUAAAAUGAAGUUGAAAAGUGUGUCCGAGCUCGCGAUGAAAGCAAGUUUGGGAUUUGGUGAGGAUUCAGCUAUCGUAAAAUAUUACUGUCAUCAAUUGGACCUCUUCUCGAACAUGUGCCUGGGACGACAGAAUCACGCAAUUGAGGAAUUAUCGUACCGAUUGGAUAUCAAUAUUUUGUUAAAAUGCAUUUCUGCUGGGUCACUUCCUUUCGAAUUAAGAAUAUCGUGCUGUCGACUGAUACGAAAACUUCACGUGGAUGUCGAACCACAGAAAGAGGAUAAAAAAGUGUCGCUCUCUCGAAUGUGGUGGGAGGAACCGAUUCAUAGCGAGGAUGAGUAUGAUGCCAUCCACAUCACCGCUAAUGAAACGAAGGAAGCACAAAUGAAGAAAUUCUCUCCAACGAAAGAAUUCAUUGAGAAAUAUUUACGCCAAGUUGCACAAAAGUCGCAGUUUCAUAACAUUUUGCAAAACAAGUUGUCAGUUGAAAUUUUAAAAUUGGCCAAGGAAUUUGCACGUUUCGGUUUUUACGGCAUGGUUUCUUUCAAUCAGUUGAGGAAAACGUUGCUAACUAUUUUGGCGUCAUUGUCCAAGGAGGCGAUUUUAGAUCAAAGAAAUUAUUCCAACGGAGGAAGAAAACAAUCGCAUAAACUUCUCACGGAAGAGUCGCAAGAGACCCGUUUUGAAAAAGAGAACGAAGCUGUCCUGCUGGAUAUGAAAGUGAAUAUUUUGGAGAUUAAUGAGCACAUUCACGAAGUAAUUUUAGACUAUCGACUCACUAUUCUCAUGUCAAAACUGAAAGAUGACAUUGCUCAAGGUAACUCCAUUGCGGAUAUGGACGUGGAAACGUUCGUCAAUUUUUUUGAAGAGAGUGUCAACUUGUGUGACGACGAUUCGAAUUUUUUACGCCUCCUCCUCUACAACGUAACCAGCGUGCACCACCCCCUGACCAAGAGUGCGAUUAAACUAUUAAUGUCAAACUUUAACCAGAGAAAGCGUCUCUUCACGGCGUUGGAGAAGAGUCAAAUCCUCAGUAACAAGAGCGACUGCGGAGUUUUAAAUGAGAUAAAAGAGAUGUUGAAAGCUAUCUCAGGCGCCGUGAAGAUUGCCAAGGCACGUCGACGGAGCGAUUGGAAACUGAAGGCGAAGAAAGAUGCCAAAUACGGCAGUAUCGACGAAGGAGUAGAAGAAGACGGGGACGAAAUGUCUCCAAACGUCUCUCAAGUCCGGGAUGACCCCCUCUCUCCCACGAAAAACAUAAUUUCGCGCACCCCCUCUCUCCGCUACCCGCUCUUGGAAUACAGAGAAAAAAUUAUUAAAGUUCUCCGACAAAUGACACGGCUCUGUGUCAACCUCACCUCCGAUGGGACGGUUUCGGGUCAUCGUCAAAAUCAAUAUUUGCUCAGAGAAAGCAGAGUGGACGAAGUGAUCGUGGAAGCCAUGAAGUUACUCCAGGACUCCAAGGAGGACCUCCAUAUUCAACAGUUGUCCGAAUUCAGCCAAUUUUUUCAAGCCUAUUGCAUGGCCAACGGAGAGAAUCAGAUGAUAAUGUCGAACCAUAUCAAUAGUUUUAUCCAGCUUGAGGAGACGAAUAAAACUCCGAUGCCCUGGGUUGGCGAGGCGGCUGCGAUCCAGUCCGUCUACGAGGACAACAUCUCCCUCUGUGCCGGCGUUCCCGACGGGCUGAUUCAACACUUGGUCCAAAGAGCAUUUCAAAAACAGACGGGACGAUACGAUUUUGCGUCCGCGUAUCUCAUUGCAUUGCAAACGGUCGUAUGUCCAAAGCAGUGCAUCGUGAGGAAAAAUCAGGAAACGGUGGUGUAUCAGCUCGCUAUUUUCCACGAAGAACUUGUCAAUUAUCUUGGGUUUGGACCAAAUUGCGCCAAUGCGAAUGGAGCCUCGUCUAAUUUUUUCCCCAGCGAUGUCGAGAAAUUUAAGUUCCACAUUGAAAUCGUGAAGCUCUUGACAUACUGCACCAUCGGUAAGAACGUGUACACAGAGUCGCAAUGCCAAAACUUACUCCCACUUGAUCGAAUCGUCACUGUCCUGUGUUCCGUGGAGUAUCCGAUCGAUGUCAAAGAAGCGUACGUCAUGUUUCUCCUGCACGCAUUUCUAGUCACGGAAGUAGAUGUGCGCAGUGUUUACAGUUCCAACCGGAUGUGGACAAUUUUUGAGAAGCACUUCCUCGUCGAACUAGUCAAUCUUUGCAACGCCUCCCUCGGCGAGGCUGAGGCGGAUUAUAAAUGUCAAAGUUACGUGAACGAUGGUCUGAUUGUGAUUGUGAAAAUAUUUUUUGAACGAAUUCUCACCCACACGCCGGGUGUUAUUAAGGGACACAAGGAACUCUUCAUCCACUUACUCAAAGCCAUUUAUCGGCUCACUCAAACCAAAUGGAUUCAUCCCACGAAACUCUACUCGGCUCAGAAAUGUUUGAGUAUCAUGUAUAAAGCGGCCUCUUCCCAACUCAUCUACCUGCCUUCCUACCUCAUUGAAGAGAUUGAGAAGAACUCGAGCCGCUUUAUCAGUGAGGUCAGCCGAAGAGCGAAAUGGAUUUCGAUGAUUGAGUCUCCAAAAGCGAAAUGUAGUUCGGACAUGCCAUCCACCACAUCGAACCGGAUAACGCAAGAAAUUCAACACCUCGUGAGAAAGGUGAAGCCGGACAUUGAGGAGAUGGCGUCCGCCGAGACGACGACACUCACCGACAUUCUGUGCCAGGCGGAAACGAUCUUUCCCCCCUCCACGUUGGCAUACACGCUCUGUCAGGAUGGCAAACUCAUAGCAAAAUUCGUCCUUCACGCCGAGAAACUCGCGGACGAAGGAGAAAGCGAACUCUGCGUCAACAUUUUAGAAAUCCUGCAAGAUAUUUUGGAAAGAAAAGAGAUCUCGACGGAACGGGCCCACCGCGUCCACGACCGAUUAUUAGAGAAGCAUUUACGAAGAAAUGAGCAAUCCUUGUCCUUCCUCUCCAAGUUGAGCAGUAAGACGAAAGAGAGUACAAGUUCUUGGCAAGGGAAGCUGAGCGAGGAGCCGCACUACAUGCUGGACCAACUCGGCGCAUCCAGACUGGUCGUGAUGCUCUUAACCAAGUUGGACAAGGCUCCAGACGUUCUCCAACAGUCGAUUAAUCUCGGGAUUUUACUUCUCAGCGGAGAAACGGUCGAAUUGCAGAGAAGUUUUUACAAUCAUCUCCUCUCGUGUGCGAAAAGUCAGAACUUUAUGAAGGUGCUAAACAACAUUUUACGCGAAGUUGGUGAGGAUUUCAGAGCCGUGGCGAAAACCAAGAUUAGUGACAUUGCUCGAGGCGACUCCAAAUCUCACUUCCACAGCACUCUCACAAAGGCUAACUUUUCUCAGGAUGUCAACCGCAUUCUUCGCGUCUCCAAACGAAUGUCGGACGACAUGUUGGCCGCAACUCAGGACAUUGUUUGUGGGCUGAAAAGGAUCGCUGAAAUGAAAGGAAGUGGAUUUUCCAGCGACUUUGAAAGUCAAGCUUUAGACGAAGAUGACGACGACUGGGCUCGUGUAGCAACCACGGUGCUGAGAAAGGAUGGAUAUGCCAUUUCCAGUUUGAAACACCCGAGAGAAAAAUUGUUAGAGAGUUCGCUCCGAUUUCUGCAACUACUUUGCGAAAACCAUAACUUGGAGAUGCAGAGAUAUCUGAAAACUCAAGGCAACAAGACUCCGUACGACUUGGUCUCUCAAACCUUAUACUUUCUCGACUGCAUCUUCGACUCGAACACGGGCUCACCCGGGUUAAUUGGCCUCCUUGUGGACGAGCACAAUAUCGGCCUAAUAAAUCAAACGUUACGAACGCUGACCGAGUUUUGUCAAGGUCCUUGCCUCGAGAACCAGAAUGCUCUCAUCCUCCACGAGUCGAACGCGAUCGACAUUGUGACCACUUUCGUAGCUCAUGACAUCACCCCGCUCUCCAAGAGGAGGAUGGACCUCGUCAUGGAUCUCAAAAACCAUGCGAGCAAGCUCGUCCUCUCUCUAAUGGAGAGUAAAGACGGGAUCGAAAAGUUUGAAAAGAUUAGCAAAAUGAAUAUUCGCAAUAUGAUUGAAAUGAUUGGAAAAGCUCACAGUUCGGAUCGGGAUGACUACGUGUAUUUAAUGAGGGGAAAAGCCGUAGCGGAGAAGCAGGUUGGCCACUCACUCUACAUUUUGUGUCACCAACUCGCCCAACAUGACAAAGCCGUUCAAAUGGAGUUGGACCGUGCGGUCAGCAAACGGAGCUUGUAUGCCGACGCGGUGAACUAUUACAGUGACAGGACGGCGCAAAUUGAGAUUGUCAGACAUGACGAGGAGCAGGAGUGCGAGUACUUGGAACGCGUCGUGUUCCCAAUUCCACCCGUGUGCGCUUACUUGACCCAAGACACGAAGGAGAAAGUCUUUCGCAGCACGGAGGAUGACGAGAAGGGGUCAAAAGUCACCAACUUUUUCGAACAACAAGGUGCCCUCAUGUAUGAGAUGGAGUGGCAACAGAAAUUGAGGAGCAUGCCGUUAAAAUACAGUGUCAGCAUGUACGAGUCCUUCCUGGGAAACUUGGUGUUCAACAUGAUUUUCAUGGUGAAUGUCGUCGUCGCAUUGGGCUACCCGUUCCCCCCGGAUGGCAAUACGUCUCACUGGAGGAUAAUCAUGGGUUUGCUAUUGAUCGUGUGUGGCCGAAUCCAAUUAAGAAAACCAGACGUGUCCGGUGUGCAAGCCAACACUUCGCUCGUUAUCCUAAUCAUCAUCACCCUGGCCGGACCGACGAGGACAAUUCAUGCUUUUGGAUUGAUCACGGCUCUCCUAAAAUCGGCUCACAUAGCGUCGUAUCAGUGCAAAAGUGGGAAAUUUUCUAGGCCAAAGAGAGAAUUGAUCGUGGAUGGGGAAUUUCUCUAUCACAUCUUCGUCGGAAGUGUGUGCAUCGCUGGGUUGACGAUCCACUCCUUCAUCUACUCUGCUCUGCUUUUCGACGUCGCUUACAGGGAAGAAACUCUGAUGAACGUGAUCCGAUCAGUGACCAGGAAUGGACGCUCGAUCAUCCUCACGGCCAUAUUGGGUAUCAUUUUAGUCUAUCUCUUCUCCAUCGUGGGCUACAUGGUUUUCCAGGAUGAUUUCAUCGUGGAAGUCGAUCCUCUCAAUAAGACGGAGUACGGCAUGGUAGCCAGCCUCGACAACGAUGAGGACAUGAAAGAAAACGUGUGCGACACUUUGCUCAUGUGCAUCGUCACCACGUUGAAUCAAGGACUACGAAACGGCGGCGGGAUCGGCGACGUUUUACGACCACCAAGCAAAACAGAAUCGACCUACACGGCUCGCGUCAUUUACGACCUCCUCUUCUACUUUGUCGUCAUUGUUAUCGUGCUUAAUCUGAUUUUCGGUGUCAUCAUUGACACAUUUGCGGAUCUCAGGACGGAGAAGCAGCAUCGGGAGGAGACGUUGAGAAACACUUGCUUCAUUUGUGGUUUAAAUCGGUCCAACUUUGAUAACAAGGCUGUUACUUUUGAACAUCACAUCAAACGAGAGCACAACAUGUGGAACUAUCUCUACUUCAUGGUUCUCCUCAAGACGAAGGACCCCACCGAGUUUACAGGGUCGGAGUGCUAUGUGAGCAAAGCGUUGAAGGAGAGGAAACUAGGCUGGUUCCCGAGGUUGAGGACAUCCUCGCUGAAUUAUAAUCGGCGAUGGACCGUGUCCACAGGACCGGGAAAUAAUGACGUUGGAGGUGGAGGCGAAGAUAAUGGGAAGUCAUUCGCCAAAUAAAUACGAGGCAACGUGAGACAUGCCGAUUAACAGAACGUGUACCUGUGCAGUAGUAGAAGCGUAAUGUAGUCGCAGAGUGGUUGUGUCUGCAUGAAGUAAAUAAAUCCAUGUUCAGCAUUUAUAUGUAUUUAUGAUUACUUUUUUGAUUAAUUAAUCAUUAAAAAGUCAGAGAACCAAAAACCAAAGUCUUUAUUUUCUUGUCUAAAAAUAUAUGAAAUUUUGUUUUGUUUUCAUCGUGAUUUUGAAAAUGAAUAAAAAGUCAUUCCAAGUUAAGAAUAGUAUAAUUACUAAUGAUAAUAAGUAUGUUUUAAUUGCGAAAUAAAGUAAUAAAAAAUGUUCAACAUA